Aspergillus clavatus NRRL 1 is the source of this 2397-nucleotide messenger RNA. RefSeq names its product mRNA splicing protein PRP28 (gene prp28). Gene Ontology annotation, cellular component: catalytic step 2 spliceosome. NCBI's taxonomy places the organism in Eukaryota, Fungi, Ascomycota, Eurotiomycetes, Eurotiales, Aspergillaceae. The coding region runs from base 1 to 2397 and encodes 798 amino acids. Gene Ontology annotation, biological process: mRNA splicing, via spliceosome. Gene Ontology annotation, molecular function: RNA binding; RNA helicase activity; ATP binding. The record is from RefSeq and is a predicted model, not a curated record. The transcript is spliced from 3 exons.
AUGGAUGGUUUCAUUUCGAACGGCCCAGCGGAAGCGCCGGCUACCAUGCCUCCUCCCGAGCCUUUUGAACGACCUCCCACGCCCCCUCCACCACCUCCAGAGGAUUCCGCCGCUCCCCCUCCCCCCCCAGACACGUCCGCGCCUCCUCCGCCGCCCGAAGAUGCGAUUCCAGCUCCACCUUUAGAGAAGAAGAAGAAGGCAGGAUGGGGCGCCAAACGCGCAGCAGCGACUCCAUUAAGUGUGGAGGAACUCGUACGGAAGAAGAGAGAGGCUGAUGCAGCAGCGGCUAAGCCUAAAUUCCUGUCGAGAGCCGAGCGUGAGAGGCUGGCGUUGGAGAAACGUGCGAAGGAGGUAGACGCAGACCGCCGGUUGAAGACCGAGCGCACCGCCAACGGUGCGGACAGCAGCAGCGCGCAGUCAACACCGGUGUACCCGGAGCGGCCCAACAGCGAUAAACGGGUCAUCCCUACCGGUCCGCGAGCUAUGCGCAACACAGAGGCCCCCGCCCGGUCUGGCCCUGCGGCGACGCGCAACAAGAACUACGAUAUGACGCCCCCCGCGCCGCCCAAGCCGAUGUCGUUCAGUCUUACAGAUUCGAAAGGCGACAGCAAGCGGCAAGCCGAGGAGGACGAGACUGUGGCACAGGUGGCUUUGAUCAAGCAGCGGUACAUGGGGGAGGAGAAGACGUCAAAUUUCUCCGCGAAGAAGAAACGCAAGCGGACGACGGACCGGAAGUUUAAUUUCGAGUGGAACGCCGAGGAGGAUACGAGCGGGGACUAUAACCCGUUGUACCAGCACCGGCACGAAGCCAACUUCUACGGCCGGGGCCGGCUGGCCGGCUUUGGAGACGAUGUGGCGGACUCGCUGGCGAAGAAGUAUGCGCGGGCCUUGGAGGAUCGGGACCAGGAAGCUGGGAGCAUCAGAGCCCGAGAGAUGCUGGAGAUGGAGAAACGGCGGCGGGAGGAGAGCACCCGGAAUCAGCUUGACAAGCACUGGAGCGAGAAAAAACUGGAGCACAUGCGCGAGCGAGACUGGCGUAUCUUCAAGGAAGACUUCAACAUCAGUACCAAGGGUGGGAGCGUGCCGAACCCCAUGCGGUCGUGGGAGGAGUCCGGGCUUCCCAAGCGACUGCUGGAGCUUGUGGAUCGGGUGGGCUACAAAGAGCCAACGCCUAUCCAGCGGGCGGCGAUCCCCAUCGCUCUGCAGUCGCGCGAUCUCAUCGGUGUAGCCGUUACGGGUUCGGGUAAGACGGCGUCCUUCCUGCUUCCCCUCCUGGUAUACAUUGCGGAGCUUCCCCGCAUCGACGAAUUCGAAUGGCGGAAGAACGACGGUCCCUACGCGAUCGUCCUGGCCCCGACCCGUGAACUGGCGCAGCAGAUCGAGAUCGAGGCCAAGAAGUUCACACAGCCACUCGGCUUCAACGUCGUGAGUAUCGUCGGUGGUCACUCGCUCGAAGAGCAAGCCUACAGCCUCCGUAACGGCGCCGAGAUCAUCAUCGCUACGCCCGGCCGUCUCGUCGACUGCAUCGAACGCCGCAUCCUCGUUCUCAGCCAGUGCUGCUACAUCAUCAUGGACGAAGCCGACCGGAUGAUCGACCUCGGCUUCGAAGAACCAGUCAACAAGAUCCUCGACGCUCUCCCCGUGACCAACGAAAAGCCCGACUCCGACGAGGCCGAGAACUCGGCCGCCAUGCGCUCCCACCGCUACCGCCAGACCAUGAUGUACACGGCGACGAUGCCGUCGGCGGUCGAGCGCAUCGCGCGCAAGUACCUGCGGCGGCCCGCGAUCGUGACCAUCGGCAGCGCCGGCGAGGCCGUCGACACGGUCGAGCAGCGCGUCGAGCUGAUCGCCGGCGAGGACAAGCGCAAGAAGCGCCUCGCGGACAUCCUGUCCUCGGGCGAGUUCCGGCCGCCCAUCAUCGUCUUCGUCAACAUCAAGCGCAACUGCGACGCCAUCGCCCGCGAAAUCAAACACAUGGGCUUCUCCUCCGUCACCCUGCACGGAAGCAAGACCCAGGAUCAGCGUGAGGCCGCCCUCGCCUCCGUCCGCAACGGCUCCACCGACGUCCUCGUCGCCACCGACCUCGCUGGCCGUGGUAUCGAUGUCCCCGAUGUCAGUCUCGUCGUCAACUUCAACAUGGCCACCUCCAUCGAGAGCUACACCCAUCGUAUCGGCCGUACCGGCCGUGCCGGGAAGAGCGGUGUGGCCAUCACUUUCCUAGGCAAUGAGGAUGCCGAUGUCAUGUACGACCUCAAGCAAAUGCUCAUGAAAUCGCCUAUCUCGCGGGUCCCCGAGGAGCUGCGCAAGCAUGAGGCCGCGCAGUCCAAGCCGACCCGGGGGUACGCGAAGAAGAGCGACGAGAGCUCCGGGUUCAGGGACAAGGGCGCCUGGCAAUAA